AUGAAGGAUCUCCAACAGUCAGCUGACCCUUCUAUCUUUACUAAUACGCCACUGUCGCUUAAUAUCUCUGACUCAACUGAUUUAAAACUUAUUUUAAAUCAUUUGGAUGCCGUUCACGCCAAGCAAUCCAAUCUUUUUGACUUGGUUAAUAAACAAAGUAAGAAACUUGAUAUUUUUACCAAUAAGUUAACACAACUUCUGUCAGAACUAUCUGAAUUAUAA
Messenger RNA from Cinara cedri, 222 nucleotides. NCBI's taxonomy places the organism in Eukaryota, Metazoa, Arthropoda, Insecta, Hemiptera, Aphididae. The record is from the annotation of a GenBank genome assembly.